AUGGGCUGGUGGCGCGGGCUGCUGCGCUCCGUGUGGAGCUCUCUGUCGAGGGAGGUGAGGGAGCACGUGGGCACCGACCAUCUGGGGAACAAAUACUACUACAUCGCCAAGUACAAGAACUGGAGAGGACAGAUUAUUCGAGAGAAAAGAAUUGUAGAAGCAGCAAACAGAAAAGAGCUAGACUAUGAAGCAGGAAACAUCCCAACAGAGUGGGAAGCAUGGAUUAGAAAAACAAGAAAGACCCCGCCUACUAUGGAGGAAAUACUAAAGAAUGAAAAAUACAGAGAAGAAGUUAAAAUAAAAAGCAGAGAUUUUUACGAGAAAGAUAAACUGAGUAAAGGAACCAGUGAGGAGCUCUUGCCAGCAUCUGCUGCCACACAAAUUAAAGGGCAUGCCUCUGCUCCACACUUUGGAAAGGAAGAACCCUCUGUGGCUCCCACCAGCACUGGGAAAACCUUCCAGCCGGGAUCCUGGAUGCCAGAAGAUGGCAGACGUCAGAAUCAAUGAGUGCACUAUGGUAAAGUCACUUCAUUUAUAUGGCCCUGGCUUUUUUUAACAAAUAAAACAUCGAUUAAAAGCGA
Messenger RNA from Phodopus roborovskii (desert hamster), 581 nucleotides. RefSeq names its product NADH:ubiquinone oxidoreductase complex assembly factor 2 (gene Ndufaf2). The transcript has 4 exons. Lineage: Eukaryota; Metazoa; Chordata; Mammalia; Rodentia; Cricetidae. Gene Ontology annotation, biological process: mitochondrial respiratory chain complex I assembly. Gene Ontology annotation, cellular component: membrane. The record is from RefSeq and is a predicted model, not a curated record. Bases 1 to 507 code for a protein of 168 amino acids.